CUGUGUCUGGCUCACUUGUUUUUAACCAUGACCAACAAAGCAAAUUACACACAAAACACAUAUUUUGUUAUAGAGGUGGGGCAAUUCAAAAUCUAAAAAAAAUAUUUAACAUAUAUAAAAUGAUUUAUGAGUUUUGGAAUCUAGAAUGUACAGCAAACCAACAUUAUCGCAAAGUUUGGUUACGUUACAUGCUUGACUGCGGUAUGGAUGAAAAUGGUGGCCUAACUUUGUCGUCUGGUAUCUGGCGAUAGCAGCUCACGGGUUCAGAAGGCAAGCCUGCAUAGUUGGCAAGCGAGUCGUGGCGACUCGGAGGCUACACGGCACAGUCAAGUUUUCUAUCGUUUUGGCAGCAACCCGGGGUGCUGCUAGACCGGGCCCGGUCCUGCGCUAGCCACCCCGAGGAAGGCUAAUACCAUGGCGGUGAAUGGGGACGACGUUGGCGUUGGCUUGCAGCCGGGCCCCCCGAUGCCGUGGUUCGGAAUGGACAUCGGAGGAACCCUCGUGAAGCUCGUGUACUUCGAGCCCUCUGAAGGUGGCGCCGAGCAGGCGGAGACCCUGGAGCGAAUACAGCAUUACCUCAAGAAGCACGCGGCUUACGGCAAAACCGGCAAGCGUGAUGUGCACUUGCAGAUGGACAACGUGCACGUCGGCGGUCGCCAGGGAACGCUGCAUUUUAUACGUUUUCCAACUAGUGAAAUGAGUAGUUUUUUGGAACUGGCCAAGGCGAAAGGGAUGGCCAGCCUGGCCUCGACAAUUUGUGCCACGGGCGGUGGCGCGCAUAAGUUUGAGGCGGAUUUCCACGCCCAGGUGGGCCUCGGUCUGCACAAAUUUGACGAGAUGGACUCCCUAAUCCGCGGGAUCCACUACAUUGAGUCGUACAACUGCCGGAAGGAGUGCUACUACUACAGCAGUCCGAUGGAUCGCUGCGUGAAGAUGCCGUACGAUUUCAGUGAUCCCUAUCCGUACCUGGUUGUGAACAUUGGAUCGGGAGUGAGUAUCCUGUCGGUCCGCUCGCCCAACCAUUACAAACGGGUAACCGGCACGAGUCUCGGCGGCGGAACCUUCCUGGGCCUCUGCUGCCUCCUUACGGGUUGCGAGACGUUCGAGGAGGCCAUUGCGCUCGCGGAGCGGGGGGACUCGACGCGGGUCGACAAGCUGGUGCGGGACAUCUACGGCGGCGACUAUCCCAAGUUUGACCUACGAGCAGACACUGUAGCCAGCAGCUUUGGAAACAUGAACUGCAAGGAAAAACGCGAAUCAACGACGCGGGAGGACCUGGCUAAGGCCACGCUCGUCACCAUCACCAACAACAUUGGCUCGAUAGCGCGGUUGUGCGCUGUGAACGAGGGUAUCUCUCGGGUUGUCUUUGUGGGCAACUUUCUUCGCGUAAAUCCCAUCUCGAUGCGAAUGCUGGCGUACGCCAUGCAAUUUUGGUCCAAGGGAACUCUAAAAGCCCUCUUCUUAGAACACGAGGGUUAUUUUGGUGCUGUUGGAUGCCUCUUGGAACUGAUGAGAACAGGCCAUAGCCACAGCUAGGAGGGCAGCAAUGGUGGCACGUCUUCGAGGUCAUUCGACACUGAAGAAUGCAUCCGGUGGAUGAUUGUCAGAGCCUUUGGGCCAGGUAGAUGCUUUUCCUAUGGAAUACUCUGACUAGGACUUGGAAGGACCAUUCUGUUCUACUUUUUGUUUUGGAAGUGGGAUUGAAGGAAGAGAAGUGUGAGGUUGGACCAUCACUUGAGAGUUUAUGAUGCAUGAUCCGGUGUACUUUAUGAAGUUACAUGACAAAUACACUUUUAUUACUAAGAGGGUCACACUAUGUCAUUCCUUAUGGCCACAAGCACUGCAGUUUUCUGUUGUGCUGGGCCAAGUGAUUGUUAGGGAAAGGAAUUUUAGCUUGAGCAUUGCGCUCUCAUUCAAAUUUGUAGACAGCCAUUCCAUUAUUGUUGACCACCAAGACUUUGUAGAAUGAUUGGUGAUUUUAGCUAUCUGUUAUUCAUUCUAUCAUGCUUGCAUGUCAGAAAGCCACUUCUGUCACACUUGUUUUAUGCAGCCAUAAGUGGAGAUUACAUUGAUGUAUUGAUGCUCGGAUCUGUGUAAUUGUCUUCACCUGCAACUGUGUGCUAAACACAAAUAAUAGUAUUAGGCUGCAUAUUUUAAGCAGAAUCUGUUUUUUUUUUCCCUUAUUAGGCAAGGUACUAUGCUGUACAGCUGAUUAUUAUUGUUAGAAUUGAUGCUUAUCAAAAUCCUGCUUAAAGUUCCAAAUUGGUAAAAACAAAGUGCUCUGCUUCAAAUUCGCAGACUGUGCAGCACGCAGCUGUGUGGAUGGAAACAUGGCUCUCUUUUUUUUUUUUUUGUUUUUUUUUGCUACCACAACAUUUUGUGAUGUCACGUACAUCCCAAAGGCGCCAAUCUCGGUACAAGGACGGUGGCUUUCGCAGUUUACCAACUUGUGUUCUGUUGCAAUGUGUGAGUGAUGUUGGGUCUUCAUUAUAUAUAUUUUACUAUGUAUGGUUAGGGUGGACAUGUAACAGUACAAGCGCUCGAAUCUGACAUUGCAUUCUAACAUUUUUAUUUUCUUUAAUAUUUUCAUCUCUGUGGUACAGUAACGUGAUUUGAAGUUUCCCGAAAAAAAGAAAAGAAAAAAGAAAAACAGCUGAAAUGCUGAAGACAUUGUGAAAACAAAAAGCAUAUAUAUCAAAGCCACUGAAGGCAUCGUUAAGGUGUACACAUCUUGUUCAUAUCACUAGCUUGAGGGCUGUUCCUCAAGCUGUUUACACGUGAUGUUGAAGUUCUCACAUCGAACACCGGAAGGACAUGCUGUCCUUGCAUUUUAUUUUUUAUUUUCCCUGUGAUCAUAUUGCUAGUAUGACUAAUAAAUAUUACUGAUGUACUUUUCUCA
Ornithodoros turicata is the source of this 2899-nucleotide messenger RNA. It is a transcript of the gene fbl, whose product is annotated as pantothenate kinase 3-like. The coding region runs from base 415 to 1536 and encodes 373 amino acids. The record is from RefSeq and is a predicted model, not a curated record. Gene Ontology annotation, cellular component: nucleus; cytosol. Gene Ontology annotation, molecular function: ATP binding; pantothenate kinase activity. Gene Ontology annotation, biological process: coenzyme A biosynthetic process. The transcript has 5 exons. NCBI's taxonomy places the organism in Eukaryota, Metazoa, Arthropoda, Arachnida, Ixodida, Argasidae.